UUUAUGCCAACGUGGCUUCAUUCAUACAGAUGAACCAAGGAUUGGGAUAGCAGUAUAAAAUUAGGAUUCAGACAGCUGACUGCCCGACAGGAUGCCAUCAACUAACAAAGCGGGCAGCCUGAAGGACCCUGAAAUUGCAGAGCUCUUCUUCAAAGAAGAUCCAGAGAAGCUCUUCACAGAUCUCAGAGAAAUUGGCCAUGGAAGCUUUGGAGCCGUAUAUUUUGCACGAGAUGUGCGUACCAAUGAAGUGGUGGCCAUCAAGAAAAUGUCUUAUAGUGGAAAGCAGUCUACUGAGAAAUGGCAGGAUAUCAUUAAGGAAGUCAAGUUUCUACAAAGAAUAAAACAUCCCAACAGUAUAGAAUACAAAGGCUGCUAUUUACGUGAACACACAGCAUGGCUUGUAAUGGAAUAUUGUUUAGGAUCUGCUUCAGAUUUACUAGAAGUCCACAAAAAGCCAUUACAAGAAGUGGAGAUAGCAGCAAUUACACAUGGUGCUCUCCAGGGAUUAGCCUACUUACAUUCUCAUACCAUGAUCCAUAGAGAUAUCAAAGCAGGAAAUAUCCUUCUGACAGAACCAGGCCAGGUGAAACUUGCUGACUUUGGAUCUGCUUCCAUGGCAUCUCCUGCCAAUUCUUUUGUGGGAACGCCAUAUUGGAUGGCCCCAGAAGUAAUUUUAGCCAUGGAUGAAGGACAAUAUGAUGGCAAAGUAGAUGUAUGGUCUCUUGGAAUAACAUGUAUUGAACUAGCGGAAAGAAAGCCUCCUUUAUUUAAUAUGAAUGCAAUGAGUGCCUUAUAUCACAUAGCCCAAAAUGAAUCCCCUACACUACAGUCUAAUGAAUGGUCUGAUUAUUUUCGCAACUUUGUAGAUUCUUGCCUCCAGAAAAUCCCUCAAGAUCGUCCUACAUCAGAGGAACUUUUAAAGCACAUGUUUGUUCUUCGGGAGCGCCCUGAAACAGUGUUAAUAGAUCUCAUUCAAAGGACAAAGGAUGCAGUAAGAGAGCUGGACAAUCUGCAGUAUCGAAAGAUGAAGAAACUCCUUUUCCAGGAGGCACAUAACGGACCAGCAGUAGAAGCACAGGAAGAAGAAGAGGAACAAGAUCAUGGUGUUGGCCGGACAGGAACAGUAAAUAGUGUUGGAAGUAAUCAGUCUAUUCCUAGUAUGUCCAUCAGUGCCAGCAGCCAAAGCAGUAGUGUUAAUAGUCUUCCAGAUGCUUCAGACGACAAGAGUGAGCUAGACAUGAUGGAGGGAGACCACACAGUGAUGUCUAACAGUUCUGUCAUCCAUUUAAAACCUGAGGAGGAAAAUUACAGAGAAGAAGGAGAUUCUAGAUCAAGAGCAUCAGAUCCACAAUCUCCACCCCAAGUAUCUCGUCACAAAUCACACUAUCGUAAUCGAGAACAUUUUGCUACAAUACGGACAGCAUCACUGGUAACAAGGCAAAUGCAAGAACAUGAGCAGGAUUCUGAGCUUAGAGAACAGAUGUCUGGCUAUAAGAGAAUGAGGCGGCAACAUCAAAAGCAACUGAUGACUCUGGAAAAUAAGCUAAAGGCUGAGAUGGAUGAACACCGCCUCAGAUUAGACAAAGACCUUGAAACGCAACGAAACAAUUUUGCUGCAGAAAUGGAGAAACUUAUCAAGAAACAUCAGGCUGCUAUGGAAAAAGAGGCUAAAGUGAUGGCCAAUGAAGAGAAAAAAUUUCAGCAACAUAUUCAGGCCCAACAGAAGAAAGAACUGAAUAGCUUUCUGGAGUCUCAGAAAAGGGAAUAUAAACUUCGAAAAGAGCAACUUAAGGAGGAGCUGAAUGAAAACCAGAGCACCCCCAAAAAAGAAAAACAAGAGUGGCUUUCAAAGCAGAAGGAGAAUAUACAGCAUUUCCAAGCAGAAGAAGAAGCUAACCUUCUUCGACGUCAGAGACAGUACCUAGAGCUGGAAUGCCGUCGCUUCAAGAGAAGAAUGUUACUUGGGCGUCAUAACUUGGAACAGGACCUUGUCAGGGAGGAGUUAAAUAAAAGGCAGACUCAGAAGGACUUAGAGCAUGCUAUGCUACUGCGACAGCAUGAAUCCAUGCAAGAACUGGAGUUCCGCCACCUCAACACAAUUCAGAAGAUGCGCUGUGAAUUGAUCAGAUUGCAGCAUCAAACUGAGCUCACCAACCAGCUGGAAUAUAAUAAACGAAGAGAAAGAGAACUAAGGCGAAAGCAUGUCAUGGAAGUUCGACAACAGCCUAAGAGUUUGAAGUCUAAAGAACUCCAAAUAAAAAAGCAGUUUCAGGAUACCUGCAAAAUCCAAACCAGACAGUACAAAGCAUUAAGAAAUCACCUUCUGGAGACUACACCAAAGAGUGAGCACAAAGCUGUUCUGAAACGGCUCAAAGAGGAGCAGACCCGGAAGUUAGCCAUCUUGGCUGAGCAGUAUGAUCACAGCAUUAAUGAAAUGCUCUCCACACAAGCCCUGCGUUUGGAUGAAGCACAGGAAGCAGAGUGCCAGGUUUUGAAGAUGCAGCUGCAGCAGGAACUGGAGCUGUUGAAUGCAUAUCAGAGUAAAAUCAAGAUGCAAGCUGAGGCACAACAUGAUCGAGAGCUUCGGGAGCUUGAACAGAGAGUCUCUCUCCGCAGGGCACUUUUAGAACAAAAGAUUGAAGAAGAGAUGUUGGCUUUGCAGAAUGAACGUACAGAACGAAUACGAAGCCUGCUGGAGCGUCAAGCCAGAGAAAUUGAAGCUUUUGACUCUGAAAGUAUGAGACUAGGUUUUAGUAACAUGGUCCUUUCUAAUCUCUCCCCUGAGGCAUUCAGCCACAGCUACCCGGGAGCUUCUGGUUGGUCUCACAAUCCUACUGGGGGUCCUGGACCUCACUGGGGUCAUCCCAUGGGUGGCCCCCCACAAGCUUGGGGCCAUCCAAUGCAAGGUGGACCUCAGCCGUGGGGUCACCCUUCAGGGCCAAUGCAAGGGGUACCUCGAGGUAGCAGUAUGGGAGUCCGUAACAGCCCCCAGGCUCUGAGGCGGACAGCUUCUGGGGGACGGACGGAGCAGGGCAUGAGCAGAAGCACGAGUGUCACUUCACAAAUAUCCAAUGGGUCACACAUGUCUUAUACAUAACUUAAUAAUUGAGAGUGGCAAUUCUGCUGGAGCUGUCUGCCAAAAGAAACUGCCUACAGACAUCGUCACAGCAGCCUCCUCACUUGGGUACUACAGUGUGGAAGCUGAGUGCAUAUGGUAUAUUUUAUUCAUUUUUGUAAAGCGUUCUGUUUUGUGUUUACUAAUUGGGAUGUCAUAGUAUUUGGCUGCCGGGUUUUGGUUUUUUUUUUUUUUUUUUAAACUUUUGGGGAAAUUUUGAGAGGGGGAGUUGAUGUUUUAAAAAAUAUGUGUGUGUGUGUACACACACAUAUAUCUCAUGCAUGUGGUAAAAAGAAAUUGACUAGAUAAGGGGGUAUUUUCUGAAUACUGCAAAAAUAAAAUGCAGCAAAGUGGC
Messenger RNA from Galeopterus variegatus (Sunda flying lemur), 3470 nucleotides. RefSeq names its product TAO kinase 1 (gene TAOK1). Lineage: Eukaryota; Metazoa; Chordata; Mammalia; Dermoptera; Cynocephalidae. The coding region runs from base 92 to 3097 and encodes 1001 amino acids. Gene Ontology annotation, molecular function: protein kinase activity; ATP binding. Gene Ontology annotation, biological process: protein phosphorylation; execution phase of apoptosis. The transcript has 19 exons. The record is from RefSeq and is a predicted model, not a curated record.